Messenger RNA from Trichobilharzia regenti, 591 nucleotides. The record is from the annotation of a GenBank genome assembly. NCBI's taxonomy places the organism in Eukaryota, Metazoa, Platyhelminthes, Trematoda, Strigeidida, Schistosomatidae.
AUGGUUCCAAGUGUGGCAAAUAGAGAUGAAGACAAAGCGAUAGCGUCAGAUACAGGGAGUGAUUCAGAUGACUCCGCUCCAGACAUUGAAGAUACCAAAGAACAGGGAGAUGCUAAAUCUUCUCAACUAGCCGACGAAUUGUUAAGUCGUUGCAAACAGUCGCGUAGUGAGAAGAAAGGAGUGUGCCGCGUCACUAUUCGGAAGGCAAAAAGCAUUAUGUUUGUCAUAAGUCGCGCUGAGGUUUACAAGUCGUCAGCCUCUGACACGUACAUAAUAUUCGGUGAGGCCAAAGUAGAGGACAUUUCUGCCCAAGCCCAAAUUGCAGCGGCGGAAAAGCUGCGCAGUCAGGCUAUGGGAGGAACAGAUCUAGGGACCUCAGGUAGCUUGUCGAAGGACGUAGUGUCAUCAGUUUCCAAGAAUGCAAUUGCCGAAGAGUCUGAAGAUGAGGAAGAACCUGAUGCCACUGGUUUGGGUGAGAAGGAUAUAGAACUUAUCAUGCAACAAGCGGGAGUAUCAAGAAGCAAGGCUAUUCGGGCAUUACGUGAAAAUAACAAUGAUAUGGUCAAUGCAAUUAUGUCGCUAACUGGUUAA